Messenger RNA from Maylandia zebra (zebra mbuna), 3768 nucleotides. Lineage: Eukaryota; Metazoa; Chordata; Actinopteri; Cichliformes; Cichlidae. The record is from RefSeq and is a predicted model, not a curated record.
AUGACUUCAGCUAAUGCAUCCCACAUUGGCCGAGUGUGCACAACUUGGGGAAACUAUCACUUCAAAACCUUUGAUGGCGAUUUCUUCCAGCUGAAUUCGAGUUGUAACCAUGUCCUUGCAAUACAAUGCAAGGACAGCUAUGAAAACUUUAAUAUCCAGAUGCGGCGGUGCUUAGUCAACAACAUCCCCACAAUCAGCAAAAUCAUCAUGAUGCUGGAAGGAUCUGAGGUGGAGCUCUCUAACAACUCAGUGCUUGUCAAUGGCAAGAUGGAAUCUCUUCCAUUCAGUAAAUCAGGAGUGACUGUCAAGGGGACCGCAUCUAGUAUCUCUGUUGAAGCUAAUCUGGGAAUAAAGGCAAUCUGGAACCUGGACGACUCCCUUGAUAUUGAAAUAGAUGAGAAAUAUCGAACUCAGACAUGUGGACUGUGUGGAAACUUUGAUGGCAUAUCCAAUGAAUUCCUGAAUGAUGGAACCCCAGUGUCUGUGGUGGACUAUGCUGAGACCUGGAAGAUAAAUGGCCCCACAGAGUACUGUGAGGAGACUGACAUCAACCCAGUCCCGAGCUGUGGUGAUAAGCAAUUCUGUGACCAGACUUUCUCCAGUGAUCCCUUUGUUGAUUGCCAAAACAUUCUUGACGUGGAAUCCUUUAGUAAAGCCUGUAUGGUGGACACGUGCAACUCUACAGACAACACUACUUUUGUCCUCUGCAAAACACUUUCAGAGUUCUCCAGACAGUGCAUCCAUGCAGGUGGCAAACCCCAAGAAUGGAGGAACGAUACAUUUUGCUACAAGAAAUGUCCAUACAACAUGGUGUUCUUGGAAUGCAGCAGUUCAUGUCCUGACAGCUGUUCCACCCCUCAGGCCAGCCAGACAUGGAUGGUCUUUGAUGAUAUUGGUAACAGCGGAUGUAUCGCAGUCUCUCAGUGUCCAUGUCUGCACAACAACGAAAUCUACAAGCCAGGAGAGUCCUACUCGCACCACUGUGGAUCCUGUGUAUGUGAAAGCGGUCAGUGGAGUUGUACAGAGACAAACUGUCCAGGAAUCUGUUCUGUCAAAGGAGGAGCUCAUGUUAACACCUUUGAUGGAAAAGUCUACACAUUUCAUGGCGAUUGCUCCUAUGUUCUAGCUAAGGACAGUAAUGGUUUGUCCUACACUGUGCUGGUGGAUCUGGUCAAGUGCGGGCUAAGUGACACAAAGACUUGCCUCAGAACUGUAACUUUGGCCUUAGGCAGCAAUUCUGUGGUUGUUAAAGUUCAGGCAUCUGGGCAGGUCUAUGUGAACCAGAUUCAUUCUCAGCCUCCACUGUUUACAGCUGAUCUGAGAGUCUUUAAGCCAUCUUCCUUCUACAUCCUUGUAAGCACCACAGUGGGCAUACAACUGAUGAUUCAGCUGUCUCCCAUAAUGCAGCUGUUCAUUUCAGCUGACAGGUCCCUCACAGGAACCACCUCUGGUUUAUGUGGAAACUUCAACGACAUCAUGAGUGACGACUUUAGAGUGACAAGUGGGCUGGUGGAAGGCACUGCUGCUGCAUUUGCAAAUGCAUGGAAAACCAGAGCCAGCUGCCCAGACAUUAUAUCACAUUUUGGAGACCCUUGUAACAACAACAUCCUCACAGAGAAAUAUGCUGAUUUCUGGUGCUCCAAAUUAACUGAUCCCGAGGGAGUAUUUGCUCCCUGCCACGCUGUUGUUAGCCCCAGCACAUAUAAAGAUAACUGUAUGUAUGACACCUGUAACUGUGAAAAAAGUGAGGACUGCAUGUGUGCUGCAGUUUCCUCAUAUGUCUAUGCCUGCUCAGCAGCAGGAGUCCACAUCAGUGGCUGGAGGAAAACCAUCUGUGAGACAUUCAGCACAUCAUGUGCAGCAGAAACUGUGUAUAACUACAACAUGACCAGCUGUGGGCGUACCUGCCGUUCCCUCGGCCAGACUGACUACUCUUGUCAGGUCAACUUCACCACAGUGGAUGGCUGUGGCUGUUCUGAAGGAACUUACAUGAAUGAGGAAGGCCAGUGUGUAGCCCGUGAAUCCUGUCCCUGCUAUGCUGAAGGCAUUAUUGUUCCUCCUGGACAGACUAUCAGUUUACCAUUAGGUUCACCACAAUGCGAAUAUCCCAUGGUGUACUUUGACUGCUCCACUGCUCAACCUGGGGCUACUGGCACUGAAUGUCAAAAGAGCUGCAGCACCGCUGACAUGGCUUGUAUCCACACAGGCUGUACAUCAGGCUGCAUAUGCCCAGAUGGGCUGUUGUCAGAUGGAGCAGGAGGCUGCGUCAAUGAGACCAGCUGUCCAUGUGUGCACAAUGGACAAGUCUACCAGCCUGGAGAGACACUGACAGUGGAUUGCAAUACCUGUUCCUGCAGUGGAAGGAAGUUCACAUGUACCAACGAGACGUGUGAUGCUGUUUGUGGAAUCUAUGGAGAUGGUCACUACGUCACCUUUGACGAUAAGAGGUUCGACUUCAGUGGACAGUGCGAAUACACACUUCUACAAGACUUCUGUGGCACCUAUAAUGGCAAUGGAAGCUUCAGAAUUAUUACUGAAAAUGUUCCAUGUGGAACAACAGGAACCACCUGUUCUAAGACCAUCAAGAUCUUCUUGGGGGAUAAUGAAUUCCAGCUUAAAGAUGACAAUUUACAAGUGGUAAAGGGCACUAUCCAGGCGCUUCAGGUACAAAAAAUGGGCAUUUACAUAGUGGUGACAAUCAAGCCUGGACUUGUUCUCAUGUGGGACCAGAAGACCAGUCUUUUCAUUACAAUCAGUCCACAGUUCCAGGGUCAGGUCUGUGGUCUGUGUGGAAACUAUGAUGGUAACAGUAAGAAUGACUUCACCACACGCUCCCAGGAAAUAGUAGCAGAUGUUCUACAAUUUGGUAACAGCUGGAAAGUUUCAUCUAGUUGCCCCAGUGCAGAGCUAAUCAGUGAUCCCUGUGCCUCAAAUCGCUACCGGGCAGCCUGGUCUCAAAAACAGUGCAGUAUCAUCACAAGUGUCACCUUCCAGAGCUGUCAUUCAAAGGUUGACCCUGGUCCAUAUUUUGAUUCCUGUGUGAGAGACUCCUGUGCUUGUGACACUGGUGGGGACUGCGAAUGUCUCUGUACUGCGGUGGCUGCAUAUGCUAAAGCCUGUAAUGAAGCUGGGACCUGCAUUGCAUGGAGGACUCCAAAGUUUUGUCCUAUUUUCUGUGACUACUAUAAUUCACCUGGUGAAUGUGAGUGGCACUAUAAGCCUUGUGGAGCUAAUUGCAUGAAAACAUGUAGGAAUCCAUGUGGAAACUGCUCGUCACUCAUCACCAACCUGGAAGGCUGCUAUCCACAGUGUCCCCCGAACCAACCCUACUUUGAUGAAGACACUAUGAAGUGCGUUUCCGGGGACCAGUGUGGAUGCUAUGAUGACCAAGGCAACCAUUACAACAUUGGUGAAAAGGUUCCAUCAGAGAACUGCUACACCUGCUUAUGUACAAUGUCGGGGAUACAAUGUAACUACAGUGUUAACUAUUGUACAUGCAUCAUUAAUGGAAAAAUGUACAACUAUGGGGACAAUAUCUACAACACAACUGAUGGCCUAGGAAACUGCAUCACAGCUGAGUGUGCAGAGAAUGGAAUUGUAACAAGGAGCAUAUACCCCUGCUUUAUUACCACAACAAGGUUCAACUUCUAUUGCUCCCAUAACAGAGACACUUCCAGGCAGCACGACUGUUUACGCAACAAGUGUAAACCCCAGUGUGACCAAAACCACAUUGGGAACAACAGCAUCCUCUACCACAACUGUUGUUGA